Pistacia vera is the source of this 2082-nucleotide messenger RNA. RefSeq names its product disease resistance protein RPS5-like. Gene Ontology annotation, molecular function: ADP binding. The coding region runs from base 1 to 2082 and encodes 693 amino acids. The transcript is spliced from 3 exons. The record is from RefSeq and is a predicted model, not a curated record. NCBI's taxonomy places the organism in Eukaryota, Viridiplantae, Streptophyta, Magnoliopsida, Sapindales, Anacardiaceae.
AUGUUCAAUAAACGGGAAAGUGGCAAAUUCGACAAAGUUUCCCAUCUUGCCACAUUACCAGGGAUAGAAUUUUCAGCCCCUAAAGAUUUUCAUCUCUUCAAGUCUGUGGAACUUGUUUUUCAUCAGAUUAUUGAGGCACUAAAAAAUGAUAAAACUCAUGUGGUUGGCCUGUAUGGCAUGGGUGGAGUAGGUAAGACAACUUUAGCAAAAGCAGUGGGUAAGAAAGUCAAAGAAGAGGAAAUUUUUGAUGAGGUUGUGGUCAUUGUUGUAUCCCAAGCUCCAAACUUCAAAAAUAUUCAAGGUGACGUUGCAGACUCAUUAGGUAUGAAAUUGGAGGAGGAAGGUGAAGAAGGAAGAGCAAAGCUUUUGCAUUUGAGAUUUGUGGAGACUAAAAAGAAGAUCCUCAUAAUCUUAGAUGAUGUUUGGAAAAAAUUUGACUUGAAAUCUAAGAUAGGAAUUCCUUUUGGCGAUGAUCUCAAAGAUGAAGAUGAAGGAUUGACUUUACUUAAAAAGCAUGCAAGUAUACUUGAUGAUGAAUCCCAUCCAUUGAAUGAUCUAGCAGUCAAAGUUGCUAAAGAAUGCAAGGGAUUGCCAUUAGCAAUUGUAACUAUGGGGAGUGCUUUAAAAGAAAAGGGCAUUGAUGAAUGGACACUUGUGUUUGAGAAGUUAAAAAAGUCAAAACUUGUGGAUAUAUGUAAGGACAUUGAUGUUGAUGAGGAUGUAUAUGCUAUUCUCAAGAUCAGCUUUGAUUAUUUGGAGGGUAAAGAAACCAAGUUAUGUUUUUUGUUGUGUUCGUUGUUUCCUGAAGAUUAUAAAAUUCCUUUGGAAGAAUUGGUUAGAUAUGGAAUGAGGCUAGGUGUUUUUCCAGAUGUAGACUCAAUUGAACAAGCGAGGAGUCAACUGCAAGUAAUGGUUAAUAAGCUCAAAGCUUCUUGUUUGUUGACAGAUGCUAGUGAAGAGGGAUUUGUAAAAAUGCAUGAUGUGGUUCGUGAUGUUGCCUUGGGAAUAGCAUCCAGAGGAGAUAAUGUAUUUCUUGUUAAAGCUAGCUUGGGAUUGACUGAGUGGCCAAAGCAGGGAAGAGAAAUUUCCAAUGUGAUAAAGAGAUUUUCUCAGCUAGAAGAAUUAUAUGUGGGUGACUCCUUUGACAAAUGGGAAGAAGAAGAGACGAGUGUAGAAGGCAGCAAUGCUAGUCUUUCUGAGUUGAAUUCUCUAUCCAAUUUGGUUGUACUAUUUCUGAAAAUAAAUGCUAAAUGUCUUUCGAGAGACUUGGUUUUUAUUUUCAACAAAUUGGUAAGAUAUGACAUUAGUGUGAACACUGAUUCAGAGUUUUCUGUAUUAGAAUCAAGAAAAGGAGCUUUAACAGUGAAAGAUAUUGAAGCAGUCUCACUGAUUUCAUUAAAAUCUUUGUAUCAUACCUUAGAAUAUCUAUGUCUGAAAGAAGUGACAGGCUGUGAUAGUAUCCUCCCAAUCAUUGACAAAGGGGGAUUAAAUAAGUUGAUUUCUCUUGUGCUUGAAGAUUGUAAGGAUGUGAAGUGCAUCAUGGAUACAACAAAGAUGCAUGUUCCAGCCCCUACGUUCUCUAAUUUGGUGAAAUUAUCUCUUAGAAAGUUAAAUCUUCUUAGAGAAAUAUGUUGCGGUCCAUAUGAAAAGCUUCAGAGUGGUUCUCUUGAAAAUUUGGAAGCUAUACAUGUAGAAGAAUGCCCUGGUAUAUGUAGCUUAUUUCCAGCAAUGUUGCUACAGAGACUAUAUAAACUGAAAGAAGUGACAAUCCAAUCUUGCAACAAGCUGGAAGAAAUAUUUCAACUUGAUGGGCUCUGUCAUAGAAGGGAAGAAAAUCUUGCAAUGCUUUCAAGUUUAGCAAAGUUAGACUUGGCAAACUUACCACAACUGAGAUGUAUAUGGAAAUGGCCAACCCAUAUUGUAAACUUCAAAAGUCUUACAAUUGUUCAAGUGAGAGAGUGCAAAAGUUUGAUUUAUCUCUUCACUUUGUCAGUUGCUCAGAGUUUGGUCCAACUGAAAUCACUCAAAGUUAUUGGUUGUGAGAGUUUGAAGCAUUUGUUAAUGAAAGAAGGUGAUGAAUGA